This is a messenger RNA of Pseudopipra pipra, 4821 nucleotides long. Its product is annotated as microsomal triglyceride transfer protein-like. Gene Ontology annotation, molecular function: lipid binding. The transcript is spliced from 18 exons. NCBI's taxonomy places the organism in Eukaryota, Metazoa, Chordata, Aves, Passeriformes, Pipridae. The coding region runs from base 123 to 2789 and encodes 888 amino acids. Gene Ontology annotation, biological process: lipid transport; lipoprotein metabolic process. The record is from RefSeq and is a predicted model, not a curated record. Gene Ontology annotation, cellular component: basolateral plasma membrane; Golgi apparatus; endoplasmic reticulum.
CGGGGACAGGGAGAAGGUUGGGCCCCAUGGCCUGACACUGCUGAUCUUGCCCACUUUUGUUGUGUAGUCCCUCUCUCACCCCCCUUCCCUCCCCGUCUCCCGCCCAGCUCCCAGAGCCCGCCAUGAGCCCGCAGGCAGUUUUGGAAUGCUUCUGCCUGCUUUGCUUUUCCUUCAUGAGAACAGCAAAAGGGGAUUUGCAGCCACUUUCUUUCCAGCCCAGGACACUGUAUCAGUACCACUACACCCUGGAUGUCCAGCUGGACCACAUGGCCCCACCAUCCCCUGGGGGAGUCUGGCUGAGGGCUCAGGCGUCGGUCCAUGUGCACCGGCUCUGGAGGGACCAAAGCGGGGAAGAGCUGCUCCAGGUGCAGAUCCGUGACCUGAGAGCCCAACACAAGCCAGAUGAGGAGAGGAGCCAGGAUGGCCCUGGAGGUCCCCCUGCAGAGAUUGAACUGAGCCAGGAGGCAAAGGCUGAGCUCCAGAAGCCGGUGUUCAUCUCCUGGAACAGCGGGAAGGUCAAAGCUUUCUACGGGAAUGAAGCAGAAAGCAGCCUGAUCUCCAACUUGAAGCGAGGCAUCCUCAGUCUGCUCCAGCUGCAGCCCCAGGCCAGCACCACGGUGGAGGAGGAUGCCUCUGGGAGCUGCCAAGUCACCUAUGCCGUGUCCAACCACUCCAUCACCAAGACCAAAGAUCUCCUCAGCUGCACAAAACCAACCUCUGGAUUCACCUCUGUAAACAAAGUUUUUGGAGUUGAGUGGCAGCCCAGCAGCAGAAGCCAGUAUGUGGUGAAAGACAACCUCCUCCAGUCGGCCCUGGCAGAGGAAAGCCACGUGCUGGCUCCAGCCCUGAGGUCCAGCUCCAGCAUCAAGAUCAGUUCGAGGCAGCAGCUCCAGCUACUGUCUCCUCCGAUGCCUGGUCCAGCAGAGGUGUCUGGACAAAGCCUUGAGGAUGUGCUGGCUGGCACAGAGGGACGGCACCAGCCCCUGGGCAUGGCCAGCCUGCCCUUCAGGAGGGUCUGCACCAACUGCCCGUCGCUGAGAGCCCACCUGAAGGCUUUUGACAGAUGGGGAAUCAAAACAGACCCCUCGAAGGUGGCGACUGCCUGGCAGUUCCAGAGGUUCAUCCAGAUGCUGCGCAGUGCCAAGAAGAGAGAUGUUCUGGAGGUGCUGAGGAGAGCUCCUGAGGAGACACGCCCCUUCAUCGUGGAGGCAGCAGUGGCUGCACAGUCAACGGCUUCCUUGGCAGCUCUCUCAGAAUUCCUGGAUUUCAGCAAGGAGGAGCCCAAGUCCCUCCUGGAGAAGUUUCUCUAUGCAGCAGCUUUCUCUCCCCGGCCUUCGGGAGAGCUUCUCCACCUGGUCUUAGACAAGCUGGAUGGGAAGCAACUGGCCCCUGAGAUCUGGGAGACAGGGAUAGUUGUCCUGGGCUCUCUGGUGGGCAAGCUGUGCCAGCAGAAGCUGUGUGGGCUGCAGGAGGUGGAGCGUGGGGUGGAAACCAUCCUCAGGGGGCUGAGAAGCGCCGAGGAGGACGCUGAGGUGGUCAUUUACCUGCUGGCGCUGGGGAAUGCGAGGCUCCCUGGAACCAUCCCCACCCUCCUGGAGCACGCUGAGGAGGGUCCUGCUGCUGUCACCACCACGGCCAUCUCUGCCCUGCGGCGAUUUCCUGCUCAGAACAUCUCCAGCAAGGUGAAACGAGCAAUGAGGAGGAUCUUCCACGAGAAGAGGAAGAGCUAUGAAAAAACCUGUCGCCUGGCUGCUGCAGAAAUACUCCUGGAUAACCACCCCUCACCCAUGGAUGUCAUCAACAUCCUGCUGGCCACCCAGGAGAUGGAGACAGAGAUGGCAAAAUUGCUGCUGCUGAAGGUCCAGAACAGCCUGAGUGCCCACCACCACCCAGCAAGGAAGAUAAUGAAGGACAUCAUGGGAGUCCCGCAGAUAAAUAACUACAACUUCUUCUCGAAAGUUGGCACCUCCUCUUCUUUCUCAGGACCUCUGACAGUCACCCAGGACCUGCUUUCCACCUUCGGGCUGGACCUGCUGUUUUUGGAGGGAGGAUUCCUGAGGAAGAGCAUCUCUGAGUUCUCGCUGCUCAGCCGUGGCCGGCGGCUCCGCGCGGCUCAGGUCACCAUUGAAGCACAAGGGAUGGAGUCGAUGAUGGGAGAGAACAUCUCGGAUGGGGAAGAGGAGCUGGAGCUCAUGGCUGGGAUGUCUGUCACCUUCUUCGACGUUCAGCUGCGGCCGAUCGUCUUCUUCCAGGGAUACACAGACCUGAUGGCCAAGGUCCUCUUAAGCAGUGGAGAGCCCACAAGUGUGGUCAAAGGGAACCUCCUGCUGAUGGAUCAUUACCAGGUCAUUCCUCUGCAGUCUGGUCUACAAGUGACCAUCAAACUCCAGGGUGGGCUGGGACUUGACAUUUCAGCCGACAUGGACGUGGGCAUUUGGGAGCAGGAACUGAAAACCAGCAUCAACACGAGGGGAAGCCUCUCCGUGGAUUUCCAGGCAGAACUAGACUCCACUUUCCUCCAAGCCACCCUGAGGAGCCAGACAGAGGUGGAGACCUCAAUCCAUUUUGACACCACGCUGAGGUUUUCCAGCAGCCCCGUGCUCAUGUGCCUGCAGCUGAGAGAGGAGCAGGUCCCAUACAGAGAAAUCUUCACGGUUUCCAAGUCUGCUGGGAGCCAGAGCAGCACCACUCGAAAAGGCAGGCGUGGCACCAUGCCCGGGAGGGAAUUUGCCUUGCACCAAACCAACUCCAAGGUCUGCAACCUCCUGCUGACACUGGAAAAGGAAUAGGUGAGUCAGAGCACUACAGGACUGGAGAAGUGCCUUGUCUCUGCCACACACCCCUGUGAACCCAGCAUGAGCUGCCAAGGGCCCUGCCCAACCCCUCCACAGCCACCUUUGAAUCAGGAAAACGCUGCAAUAAGGACACCAGGAGAGGCCACAAGAGGAAAUGCUGCAGGACAGCCAGAGGCACCCCUCGCUCGGGGCUGGAGGAGCCAAACCUGCCCUCACACCCCAAAGGCUGAGAUUUCCCCCACCUGGACUCUUCCCCUUCACGGGAAAGGCCUUGCUGGAAGCCGGGCUGAUCCUUGUGAAAAACAGGGCCAUGAUUUCUCACAGCCCAAGAAACCCUCCCACAAACCUACAGCCCCAAAUGCCCCGUUUUCUCCCCAUUUAUUAAAGCAGUUGGGAGGGAGCACAUCUGCAGCCAGCUGGGAGGAAAUUCCCAGUGGAGGGAGUGAAUGACCCUCUUUUAACACACAGCUUUUGUGGCUGCCAAAUUGUCCAGGAACACGUUAAAAAAUAUCUCUGGAGCAGGUGUGAUAUUUUUUAACUUUUUUUUUUAAUGCAUCCUCAGAGAUACUCACCUCAGAAUAAUUCUCAGGGAGAGAGCCAGAGAAGCAAGACAAAAUGUUAUAUGUUCUUUCUGGCUUAAAUGUUUGCAUUUAUUUGCAUGCAAAGGCAACCCAGCUCCCCCCUCACAGCUUGGAGCCAUCCUCUUAUUCCUGGGGGGAAAUUUGCACUCUGUUGCCAGGGAUGUGGUUGGUGGCCUCCUGCUCUAGUGUCUGCACCUGAAUUUUUCCACGUGUUCUUUCCUUCUAGGAUAGGCAGGACUGCAGGAAUCAUCUGAGGUCAUUAAAAACACCUUGAAAUUAAAACCCAUAAGGGCGCAAGCAUUUUAGUGUUUGCCAAGAGUGGGUUGAAAAGGUGUUUUGAGAUUAUCGGGACUCCUAGGAUGGAGUGAAAACACUGAAAAUGGAGAAAUUACAGCUCUAACAGGUGGCACACAGAGCUGGAUCUGAAGUCAGCCACUCUCAGCUGGGCAACCAAAUGAUUUCAAAGCUGCCAAGGUGUUUUAAAAGUUCUCCAACCUCGGGUAUUAUUAUUUUUUUAAUGAGUAAUUGGUGGUGCAGCCCACCCCAUUGGGCAAAUACAGAUGUGGCUGCCACAGAGGGCAAAAGAUCCUGUUUGACUGACAUGGUCCCUCCUGGAUGUGAGAAUCUAUCACAGAACAGUUUGGACCAACAUUACGAAGCUGUUACUUCAAGUAAACAUCCUUCAGGGUGGACAUAAUUCAACCAAAACUGUGAAAGUUAAAUAGUGGGAUCACACCUCCAUCCCAUCAUCCCAUCCCCUUCCUCCUCUUUAUCAAGACCAGCACAUACUAGAUGUGCCUUCUGCUGGUGCCUGCAGACUCAAAACCCAUCAAUCCAGAGGUGACUCCUGCCUGCAGCCUCUCGUCUUCGUUUUUGAUCCAAAGUUUACAUAUUAAUGGAGAAGCCUCUGGCCUCUCUUAUCUCCUGAACAGCAGUUCCCCUUCUCUUUUAAUCGAGGCAGCAGAUGGAGAUAAGAUUCCCUCCACCCUGCAUGGUGGAAGGCAGCGUUCCAGCAACAGAUACAGCAGCUUCCCUUUUCUGCUGAUACUUGGGCUCUUUUGGCAACCAUUUAUGAAAAUCACAAUUAGCUUCGAGUAAAUAUUGUUCUUCUGCUUUGCACUCUGCUCUCCAGCUGGAUUGUUAUCAGCCACCACCACCCAACACCUCUCCAGCACUGGAGGGAGGCUCAUGAAGAAAAAGCAGUAUUUCUUCAUUCCUCCCUGAUAAUAAUGUGCAUUUGAAACAUUUUUAGCCCUUUUCUGUGUGUUAUAAAACGUGCUUUUUAGGAAAAAAGAGAGACAUUGAGUAUAUUGUUUCAAUUAUGAGUCUGACAAUGUAGCACUGAGUCUCCUGGGUUAGGGGGAGGAAAAUUGUUUGGGUUUCCAUCUGGGGACACUAAUUACCAGUGCUUUGGUUAUGUAGGGAAAUAAAUGCCAUGUGCUUUU